CUGGGGACCAUUUUGGUCAGGUAUAUCUUGGCAUUUUGAAAGUGUUUCUUCAAAGGAUUCCUUUAUGUCAUGGCUUUUGGAAGUUCAUCUUAAUAGAUUCUGAAUGCCAGGCAAGUGAUGAGUUUUUGUUAGGUGGAUUAUCUGAAUUAAUACUCGUUAAAUUCUCCAUUUUUCGGAGUUGAUUUUUGUCUGAUUUUCUGGUCUCUUCCUUCUUCUUCCCUUCUAUUCUUCAAGUUCUUUUGGCUACUUCAUUUUCUAUAGGUAGAUAAAGCCACCGAAGAGAGGGAAAAUUUAGGUAUAUAAAUGAGUGCACCCAGAAAUAUAGCAAAGCAGAAACAAAGCUGGACCUCCAGUCCCCAGGCAGACUGCUCAGUUUGUCAACAAAGAAAUCAUCUAAAUGUGUCUAAAAGUGGAAUUGACCCCAAGAGCCAAUAAAAUAUGAGAUAAAAAAGUAUCUGAUUCAGCCAAUUCUUGGGCAGCUGCAUUUCAUCAGGUCCUUGCAAGUAAAUCCUAUAGGCCCAAAGGUGCUUCUUUUCCAACCAUGCUAACUUUCUAGUUUGUGCCAGCCCAAGUCAGGAUUUCGAAACCUUGCUGGUUGAACUUCUCUUAACUUACCACAUCUUUGAAAGGUUCAGCAGCAGAGAACACAGGUCCCUAGCUGCUAAAAUGUGCACCAGUUGAGAUUGGAAGUCUAGCCUCCAUUCCAUGUGCAACAUUUAAUAGGAAGUGUUUUUAACUUUGCCCCAAGUUAGCAAUCUUCAGAAUUUCGUCAAAUCCUUGCAAAAAAAGCCAUCAAGAAGGCACUUCGCGCCACCAAAUACCUUUUGGAGGGAAUUGGGAUACACCAAUGCUGCUUAACAUUGGCUAAAAAGGCCGUAAUAAUAUAAUUGUGGAUUCCUUCUUAAAAUACCUCGUUGAAAAUUUUCUAGCUAAUCUUCAUUCAUUACUUUGAGUCUGUCUAAAUAUUCGAAAUUUUAGUGAUGGCAAAUAUUUAAUUUUAAGUGCCUGAUGAUCAUCUGUCUCGUGUUCUGCAUGUCUGAUUCACAUAAUUUAUGGUACAGAAAAACAAGAUAACCUUCAUUAAUUGAAUGGUUUUCUUAUGAUGAUGUGAAACCCCUAUUUAUUUAAUGUCUGUUACCUGUUCUAAUCAGAACACUCAAAUUUAUUCUUCUGUCAUUGCUUUCUGAAGUGAGUAAGUCAUACUAUUUAGUAUUAUUUAUGUUUGUUCUUUGUUUUUGUUUUUUUUUUCCAACCUUUUUUCCAAAUAUAUGUAGCAAUGGUGCCUGAGUUCUGGCUCACUGAAGGGGGCCAGAGUGCUACUGGUGCGUUAUUGGAUUAUGUGAUUGAAAACCAUGUUACUUCUCCACACCUUGCAAAUCGUGCUGCUUCUCGAAGCAUUUCAGUGUUUGAACUGUUGAACGAAAUGUUGGAAUCAAUGAUGCAAGACCUGGGGCUUCGGUUUCUGGCUGCUUUAACUGAAGAUGUUCAUGUCCUUCCUGACUUCCAUGGUAACAGGUCUCCAAUUGCAGACCCAAAAGCAAAAGGAAUGGUCUGUGGCUUCACUCUUGACACUAGUGAAAAACAGUUGUCUCUUUUAUACCUUGCCACCGUGCAGGGAAUUGCAUAUGGGACACGUCAUAUUGUUGAGCACAGCAAUGCUCAUGGACAUAAAAUUGACACUCUGCUUGCUUGUGGUGGACUUGCAAAGAAUUCUUUGUACAUUCAAGAGCAUGCAGAUAUCAUGGGUUACCCUAUAAUUCUUCCACGAGAAAGUGAAUCAGUGCUCUUGGGUGCUGCCAUUAUUGGUGGUGUUGCUGCGAAGAAAUAUUCUAGUCUUAGUGAGGCCAUGAAGGCAAUGAAUGCAGCUGGUCAGGUACUUAAAAACAGUUUCUUACUCAUUGUAAACUUCAGUUAAUUUGUUUCGGAAGUGCAAAGUUUGAGGAGACAUUCAAGCUUAGGUGGACAGGCGCCUGCAUAUGGAAUAAAACAUCAUACAUUUUCUCUUUUGGCUGCUUUUUUUCUUUAUUUGAGAGCUAGCCUGCAUUUCUUAUAUCUUUUCUUUUUCCAUUUUCAUGGCUUCUUUACCUAACUUCGUUGCUAUUUAUAAGGAAGCUUUGGACUGGCAUUGUGUAAUUUUGGUCUGUGUGACUUCCAUGAAACGACAUGAGAUGGUGUCAGUUUUGAACACAACAGUUCUAAUGUGAAACUCUCCAAUCUGUAGGGUGAAAAUUGAACUGAUUGGCUUUAUGAGCUGACUUUAUUUAGAGUCUUUCAUCUUCAAGACUUGGUUGGAUUCAGUCCUGGCAGACUGAAGUGAACGCAAUGAACAUGCUGCAUGAGUUCCAUAUUGGAUGCUAGGGUCCGACCAUAGCUCACUAACGUUAGCUGUCUGUGGAUUGUGUACCCAUCGAAGGAUCCAAAAGUGAAGAAGUACCAUGAUGCUAAAUACCGUAUCUUCCGUGAACUUUAUGAGCAGCAGCUGUCUUAUCGUUCAAUCAUUGCGCAAGCUUUGGCAUAGGUUAUGAGAUCUUGCUUCUAGAGUUGCGAUACUGGGCCUUUUGGGUAGCAUCAAGUGUACAUUUAUUUAUUUAUUUAUUUUUACUUUCCAAUGCAUUAAUCUUUUAUGAGUGAAAUUGAAACAAGAGAUCAGUUAAUUUACGUUAAAAAAGAAAUUGGCUAAUCUAGAUUUGAUCAGUUCCCUAUUGUGGAAAAGAAAUGAGCAGUUCAUUUCAGUAAUGCAGGACAGUAACUUUUUCAUGUGUGCUUUAGUCUGCCAUUGAAAAAUAUGCUUCGAAUCAAGUUACUGUAAGCAUGUGAUCUGUCGAGUAUUCACUAAAUCAAAGUCACAUUAGGGCAGUUUAUCCAUGUGAGAAAGCGUAAUGGCGAAGAGGAUUUUAGUGUGUGGUCCAUCUUCCUGUUGUUCCUUUGUGUCAUUUGUUUGACGUAUUCUAUUUCAUUUGUAAUUGCUGUGUUCUCACAAUUAUUUGAAAGGAAUUUUUUUUUUUUUUGGGGUCACU
Ilex paraguariensis (yerba mate) is the source of this 3017-nucleotide messenger RNA. NCBI's taxonomy places the organism in Eukaryota, Viridiplantae, Streptophyta, Magnoliopsida, Aquifoliales, Aquifoliaceae. The record is from the annotation of a GenBank genome assembly.